CACCACCUGAGAUAUGAAGAUCUUACUUUUCGUAAUUUCGACCUUGGUGAGUCAAAGCCUCGCAGGAGUUCUGUACCACAGACAGCACGCAGCGGCCGUCCAGGCGGGCCAUCAUCCUUUGUCAGGAAGAGGAAACGAAGAUUAUCACUAUUCCAACAAUCAGAUCUUCGGAAGCGGCCUCUUCGGCUACGACGAACCCGACGAGUCGGUAAGGGUCAUCAAGAUCACAAGGACAUACGCCGUUCCGGUCCCGGUCCCGGUUCCGUAUCCGAAGGAAGUUCCCAUCCCUGUCGCCGUACCGAAACCCGUCCCGGUACCCGUACCGCAUCCGGUACCUGUCCCGGUCCACAAGGCUAUUGUAAUCCCUCAUCCUGUCGCAGUGCCCGUACCCAUAGAUCAUCUCUCUCCUCCUUCGGAGGACCAGGAUUCCCAUUACCAAGAUUUGCAGCAAUACCCGACGCAAACCGGCUCAAGUUAUUCCCAACGAGACGAGCAGUACCACCAACAUUAAUAAUUUUUAAAAGGUAAAUCAUUUCAUUUGAAAGGGUUAUAAUAAAAUUAAAACCCAGUGGCUGUAAAUUCUAAACAUAGCAAGACGGAUUAAGUACGAAAUAUAGUCCAAUUCGAAGUCAGUUUCAGGGUAGAAUUAUCCAGAAUAUCUGACUUUAUAUAAACAAAAUUACCUUCUAAGAAAACUAAAAGAACUUUGUGUACGUUUGCCAGAAAACGCAACUUAUUGUUGGAUCUAGUCCAAACUAUUUUCUUCAGUAUUACGUAAAUAUAAUGUUUUUUAAUGGAUU
Cimex lectularius (bed bug) is the source of this 800-nucleotide messenger RNA. RefSeq names its product cyclin-dependent kinase inhibitor 1C-like. The record is from RefSeq and is a predicted model, not a curated record. Bases 14 to 511 code for a protein of 165 amino acids. Lineage: Eukaryota; Metazoa; Arthropoda; Insecta; Hemiptera; Cimicidae. The transcript is spliced from 2 exons.